This is a messenger RNA of Habropoda laboriosa, 1674 nucleotides long. It is a transcript of the gene nAChRa3, whose product is annotated as acetylcholine receptor subunit alpha-like. Gene Ontology annotation, biological process: nervous system process; monoatomic ion transmembrane transport; chemical synaptic transmission. Gene Ontology annotation, cellular component: synapse; neuron projection; postsynaptic membrane. The record is from RefSeq and is a predicted model, not a curated record. The coding region runs from base 1 to 1674 and encodes 557 amino acids. The transcript has 12 exons. Gene Ontology annotation, molecular function: transmembrane signaling receptor activity; acetylcholine-gated monoatomic cation-selective channel activity. NCBI's taxonomy places the organism in Eukaryota, Metazoa, Arthropoda, Insecta, Hymenoptera, Apidae.
AUGAUGAAGAGCCUGGUGGGGAUCAUGUGGAUUGUGUUGGUGCUCAUAUCAGGAUGCUCGGGAAAUCCAGAUGCGAAGCGACUGUACGACGACCUCCUGUCCAACUACAACAAGCUGGUUCGUCCAGUGGUCAACGUCACAGAAGCCCUCACCGUUAAGAUCAAGCUCAAACUGUCGCAGUUGAUCGAUGUAAAUCUGAAGAAUCAAAUCAUGACGACGAACCUGUGGGUCGAACAGUCAUGGUACGAUUACAAGUUAAAAUGGGAUCCAAAGGAAUAUGGUGGGGUGGAGAUGCUGCACGUGCCAUCCGAUCAUAUAUGGAGGCCCGAUAUAGUUUUGUACAACAAUGCCGACGGUAAUUUCGAGGUGACGCUGGCAACGAAGGCGACGCUGAAUUACACAGGGAGGGUCGAGUGGAAGCCACCGGCGAUAUACAAGUCUUCCUGCGAGAUCGACGUAGAAUAUUUUCCGUUCGACGAGCAGACGUGCGUCAUGAAGUUCGGCUCGUGGACUUACGAUGGCAUCCAGGUCGAUCUUCGACACAUCGACGAGAUCCGUGGCAGCAACGUCGUUGACAUCGGCGUCGAUCUGUCGGAGUUCUACACUUCCGUCGAGUGGGACAUCCUCGAAGUCCCAGCCGUGAGGAAUGAAAAGUUUUACACGUGCUGCGAGGAGCCUUACCUCGACAUCACGUUCAACAUCACCAUGAGACGGAAGACCUUGUUUUACACCGUCAACCUUAUUAUACCGUGCAUGGGCAUCUCGUUUCUCACGGUGUUGGUCUUCUACCUGCCAAGCGACAGUGGCGAGAAGGUCAGCCUAUCAAUUUCGAUUUUACUGUCGCUGACUGUGUUCUUCCUCCUGCUGGCCGAGAUUAUCCCGCCCACGUCGCUCGUGGUACCGCUUCUCGGUAAAUUCGUCCUUUUCACCAUGAUCCUAGACACCUUCAGUAUAUGCGUAACCGUGGUAGUCCUCAAUGUUCACUUCCGGUCACCACAGACGCACGUGAUGGCACCGUGGGUCCGUCGUGUUUUUAUCCAUGUUCUGCCAAGACUACUGGUGAUGCGCAGGUAUAAUACGCCGCAAUACCAGAUAGACAAACGUAGCAUGGGUGGCCAUCACGGGCAGCGAGUGAUGGUCAGAACGUGCAACGGUCUCGAAUUACGGGAUCCAUCUCUGUUCGUGGAGACCUCGGCCUCGGAGCUGGUUGAAUCCUCCGUUCUAUUCCCGAGUCUCGAUUCGCGGGACGAAUUACACCCUCGGGAAUUGGAACCGGUGAAUUUAGGAAGCGCGUGUCGCAUUCAUGGCUCACCAGCGACCACGGCUGCUCCUCCACCGCAACUGCCGACAGAGGAGAGCGUGGACGCUCUCUGUAACACGCUUCAUCAUUGGCAUCACUGCCCAGAACUGUACAAGGCCAUCGAAGGCAUUCGUUUCAUUGCCGAUCAUACGAAGAGGGAAGAGGACUCCACCAGAGUUAAGGAAGAUUGGAAGUACGUCGCGAUGGUGCUCGACAGGCUAUUCCUGUGGAUUUUUACGUUAGCCGUGGUAGUCGGCUCGGCGGGGAUCAUCCUGCAGGCGCCAACGUUGUACGACGAUCGUAUCCCCAUCGAUGUGCGACUGUCCGAGAUCGCCUCCACCACUGCCAAGCCACACAUCGUCACGAGCCUCUGA